CAAGCAAACGAGCAGCAUCAAGCAACAGCAGCAGCAGUUUUACGCAUGCGCAUUAGCCAAACAAAUAUCAGUUGAAAGAACUUGCAGAAAAAAAAAAUACGUUGACAAAAAUAGAAAUAGAAAUUUGUGCAGUUGUUCGAGAAGUGUGUUAGUGCAUUACAACUAAACAGCUAUAUAGGCUGAUCAAACGGAUUACACAAAACCAAUUCAAAUAAAUCAUGGCUGUAUCAGCACUCAAUAUGACACCCUAUUUCGCUGGAUAUCCCUUCCAAGGACAAGGACGCGUCAAUCAACUUGGCGGUGUCUUCAUUAAUGGUCGUCCUUUGCCCAAUCACAUUCGUCGUCAGAUCGUCGAAAUGGCCGCAGCUGGUGUGCGUCCGUGCGUUAUCUCCCGACAAUUGCGCGUCUCGCACGGCUGCGUCUCCAAGAUCCUCAAUCGCUUCCAGGAGACGGGCUCCAUUCGCCCAGGCGUCAUUGGUGGCAGCAAGCCACGUGUUGCUACACCCGACAUUGAGGCCAGAAUUGAGGAGUUAAAGCAGUCCCAGCCCGGCAUCUUCAGCUGGGAAAUCCGGGCCAAGCUCAUCGAGGCAGGAGUUUGCGACAAACAGAAUGCUCCCUCGGUCAGCUCCAUUUCACGUCUGCUGCGCGCCACCUCCGGCUCCGGAGCGGCUCCUGGCACUGGCUCCCACAGCAUCGAUGGCAUUUUGGGCGGCGGUGCCAUUUCUGCUGGCAGCGAGGACGAGAGCGAGGAUGACACAGAGCCCAGCGUGCAGCUUAAGCGUAAGCAGCGUCGCUCUCGCACCACCUUCUCCAACGAUCAGAUCGAUGCCCUGGAGCGCAUCUUUGCUCGCACUCAAUACCCGGAUGUGUACACACGCGAGGAGUUGGCUCAGAGCACAGGACUCACCGAGGCACGUGUCCAGGUGUGGUUCUCCAACCGCCGUGCUCGCUUGCGCAAGCAACUGAACACCCAGCAAGUGCCAAGUUUCGGUGCCAGCUCCACAAACACAGCGUAUGCAUCAAGUGCCGCGACUGCCCCUAACAUGGGCAUGGGCAUGGGCAUCUAUGGUUCACAGUCGUGGCCAGCUGCAGCUGGUGCUGCGUAUGAGACACAUGCCGGCUAUGGUGGCUCUGUGGCGUCCAUGUCACCAGCCAGCAGCAGCGGCAGCAGCUCAGCUGCCCACAGUCCUGUGCAGUCGCAAUCGCAAUCGCAGGCUGUCGCCAGUGGCAACUUCAUGAACUCCGCCUAUGGCAUGGCCCCCAACAGUGGCAGCUAUGCUGGCUCCGCAGGCGUCUCAGCUGCUGCAGCCUACUCCAUGCCCAGCACUGCAGCCAGUUCCGCUGAGCAGCUGAGAUCACAGUUCGCCUCCGCUGCCGCCUCUGGAUCGCAUCAUCCAUCGUCCUGGGAUAGCUACAACUUCGCUGGCUCCUUCUUCCCACCAACCGCGAGUGGCAACCAUCACAUGGGUGGCUAUCAUCAGUCCGUUGCUGCUGAACAGAAGUCAUCUGUAGUGCCAGCUGCUUCUGCUUAUCCAUACUUUGGCUUCUAGGUUGCCAUUGAGCAGCACCUGCAUCCAACUCCCAGUUUUAAGUUCAUCUUGUAGAUUAAGAUUCCUCUGAACAUUGUUUUUGUUUCAUUAGCUGAUCAAUAAGUAGUUGUAAGAGCUUGAGACUGUUUAGAAUAAGUUUAUUGUUAAGCUAAGUGUUCUAGUAAAUAAGCAGAAAUCAAAAUAAAUAUUAAUA
This is a messenger RNA of Drosophila nasuta, 1743 nucleotides long. RefSeq names its product paired box protein gooseberry (gene gsb). Gene Ontology annotation, biological process: anatomical structure development; regulation of transcription by RNA polymerase II. Bases 219 to 1550 code for a protein of 443 amino acids. Gene Ontology annotation, molecular function: DNA-binding transcription factor activity, RNA polymerase II-specific; RNA polymerase II cis-regulatory region sequence-specific DNA binding. NCBI's taxonomy places the organism in Eukaryota, Metazoa, Arthropoda, Insecta, Diptera, Drosophilidae. The transcript has 2 exons. The record is from RefSeq and is a predicted model, not a curated record.